UUCACUCCUCCUCACCGGCCAGACCUUGCCUCUGUUCUGUGGGGGAGAGAGGCGGGACCUCGAAGCCGGGAAGGGCGUUCUCUUUGCGGUCAUGCCGGGCAGAGUCAUCCCGAGGGGUGGGUCCUCCGGCAGCAGAAAAGGAAAACCCACCUUUUUUCAUUGUUAAGGACGCGCUGGAAUGUGAUGGUUUGAUCUCAAAACGGGCCCAGGGAGGGGAAUAUCCGAGAGGAAAGGACCGACGAAAGCGUAGUAGGGAAAAGGGGGCAAACUAAAAGCGCAGAGCCCGCCGUCGCCUCCAACUCUCCGGUCGUGUCUAAGAGUAUGUGGAUGAACUUGCCCUCGCCGUGUCGGCAGCAGCAGCGAGUCCCACCGUCCGCAUGAACUCAAACCGUGGGAAGUUGUGGAUUUACCGUGGCGCUUUUCUGACUCGGCGGUGGAGCCGCUAAGGAUGGAGACUUUGCAGAGAGGAGCCUAACGUGCCACAGACAUAAGGUUACAUCUAAAAUAUGACAGAUUCGCCUGCUAAACACCACUCUGAGGGAUCUUCAAAGUUUUAAAGCGACAGUCACGAAAAGAAAACGAGACAGACCGCCAAGAGAAAAGAGUAUUUCCUCAAGAGCCUUAAGGACUUGAUAUCACUACCACACAAAUGUGGACCUCCCAAAACGCUAUCAUCAAGUAAUCUGAAUAAAAACAAAAAUAAAACCGAUAAAACAUAAAACUUUGUAGCCAUGUCUGAUCAUAAAGACAUGACACAUCGUCACUUGCGGCACAAGCUACAAAGUCUUGGCCGAAGACUGGAUGAACUUGAAGAAGCCACCAACAAGCUGCAGAAGUCCGAGGAUGAGCUGCUUGACCUGCAGGACAAGAUCAUCCAGGCAGAGGGCAGCAACUCAUCUCUGCUUGGCGACGUGGAGGCCCUGAGGAAACGUCUCCUGAAGAUCCAGGGUAAAGAUGAAGAGGUACGCAAAGCUGAGGACCUCUGCCGCACAGUCAGAGAGAAACUGGAGGAGGAAGAAAACCUUACAAAGGAGCUAAAGGCUGAGAUUGAACGUCUACAACGGAGAAUGGCCGAACUGGAGAAACUGGAAGAAGCUUUCGGGAAAAGCAAGUCUGACUGCAGCCAGCUCUGCCUCAGCCUCAACGAGGAGAAGAACUUGACCAAGAAGCUUUCAUCUGAAUUGGAGAAUCUCAAAGCACGUCUGAAGGAGGUGGAGGGGUCUGAGACAAAGCUGGACAGAGCAGAGCAGGCUUUGGCUCUUGAGCUUGAGAAACUCAAGGGAUUCACCCAGACAUUUGUGACUGAGCGUAAGAGGCUACUAGAGAAACAGAGAGAGGAUGAGAAUAUCAUUCUAAAGCUGACAGAAAAACUGGAGCACCAGAAGAAUCGCCUUGGCAUUACAGCGGACUCUGGCCGGGCAGAUUUCAUGCGGUCACGAAUUGAAGAUGAGCUGUCAUCCACAGGGAUCCUCACCGGUAAACUGACUGGAAACAAGAAGAACCUUGAUUACUUCAAGUUGCCUGGUGACAACAUCAGUCUUGUGAACAAAUCUGAAAAUGAGAAGAACAGCGGUCUUGAAGGCUCACAGGAGGAGGACAACAAAGUAAAGGAGUUGACACAGGAAGUAGAGAGGCUGAAGAAUCGCCUUAAACAGCUAGAGAUAGUGGAGGAGGAUUUGAAGAACUCAGAGUCCAAAAAUGUCGAACUUCAUGAAAAGUUCCAGGUGGAACGAAACCGGGCUCGCCAACUGAGUGAGCAGGUGGAACAGCUCAGGAUGCAGCUCUGCGGAAAAGGUGGGAUUGGAGGAAAUGGAACCAGUAAUGUGGAUAAACACGGCACUGGAAGCAGUAACAUUUGCCCCAACAGGCCUGCUAACGUUCUGGAGAAUGGCAAAGCUGAGAAUGAAGAGAUUAUUGUAAAGGGUGGAUUCAGACAAGAGAAACCUAAAUAUAGGAGUGCUGCAACAGUCUCAGAACCAAGCUCCCCCAAACACAGGAACAGGGAGCUCUCUCCUCAGCAUAAGAGAGAGACUAAGCUGAGGAGCAAAGAGCUGAUCCACUCUGAGGAGAACUCUCCUAAGUCUGUGAGGAGAGCCCUCAGUCCUUCUCACAAGAGCAGGAGAACACCCAAAACCCCAACUACUGCUAUUUCAUCUGAUAACGGAAUAAGAGAUACAGGACGAGGAACUGAGGAGAAGACGAGAGGAGCCACAUGCAGCUCUGUAAAUACAUCUAGUGAUAUUAAAAAGGUGUCUGUUCUUAGUCGCUACCCUCCAGCUGCUAAUGACCAGAAGCCACUGAGGACACCUCACAAACAGACUGAUGGGGAGACAAAAAAGAGCAGAGUAGAAAAGUUUUCAAAAUUGUACGUACGUAGUGAUAGCGAAUCAAACAACUCUGAUGUAGUGCCUGACAGCUCCAGUAACAUCAACAGUAUCUCUGCACUAGAGAAGGACACAGCGUGUGUCUCAGAUCAGGAAUCAAUAGACCAGGUCCAGGAAUCUGUCUCUGUUGCCUCCACCCUGUCCAAAGCCAAUGGAUCAUACACAGCCUACAGAUCACUCGUCACUCCUCUGCAGCCCAACGACCAGGGGUCAGAGGGUCAUUCCUCUGCCUCAGAAACAGAAUCUACUGGUUCAAGGCCCUCUGAACCAGAGCCUCUGACUGAGACGACUACUGCAACCAUAAGCAGUAAGACUAAAACCUCCAGAUAUCCUAGAUACUCCCAUGUCCAUGACUCACAUCCAGAGGGCUCUUCUUCCAGGAGCUCGUUUGAUGAGGAGUUCCACAGCAGAACACAGUUAGCGGAGGGGGGCCACCAGGGGCCUGUGCAUACUCCGGCGGGGAUUGAGAUCCAGCGAUUGUGCAGCCCACGUGAGGCGUUGAGGUCAAAAGCUGUCAUCAAGCCUGCUAUUGUUGAGAUUGAUAGGAAGGAAGUGAUGAUUUCAGAACCUUUGUCUACCAAUGGCAAACCCAAAAUCUCCACCAAACCGAUUGUGACCACGACUAGUAAAAUGACCAGCAGUAUAACCAUCUACCCCAACGACCCGAGCUCUUCCAGAACCAGCAGCCGCAGCAGCAGUGUGUGCAGUGAACCCAUGCCUAUCAAAGAACGCCACACCUCCACCAGUAACAUCCUCAUAGGCCCCAGCAAUGACCACCAUGGCAGUAUUUCCGUCCCGUAUGAAAUCUCCAUCCCCAAGAGUGAGAUCACCUUGCGACCGUGCCAGGACCAGGACUGUGGGGCAGACAACCACAGUGAUUCCUCAUCAAGGUCCAAACUGCACAACACUUCCAGAGUGGAGACCACCACCAGCCAUCUGUGCUGCCAACGCAGCAACUUCAGCCUCCAGUCCUCGGACACCACGUCCGCAGACUUCAACGACACAGAGUCAGGCUUCGAGAGCAGCAGCAGCAGUACCACCACGGUCACCAGCUGGAGAAGCCAAAGACAAAGCCAGCACUCCCAAGAAGACAGUUUACCAGACAUGAAGAAUGUGACUAUGAGAAGCACCUGGAGGAACAGAGGCACUGCGUCAGUGGAUGAAACAGGUCGGGGAAGAGGGACUACUAGGACGAUGACAGAUGGUGGUUCUGAAGACGAAGCUGAAGCUGCAACAACAUGGAGGGCUUACCGGGCAACCACUUUCGACACAGAAGAAACGGUAAACAGUGGCACAGGAGCUGGUGGCAAUGCUGCAGCACAGAAGGGAGCCAAGCCAUCCCCUGCAGAGGUGUAUAUGCGUAGGAUCAACAGUGUGGUUACUAACACUAGAGAAGGGGAGGAACCACUGCUUCGCCGAGGCAAGCGCUCUCAGUCUCCAACUAUAGAAACAGGAGGCCUAGGAAGGACCAUACCCCACGCACCUGUGACCUCUCAGUCCUGGAGCCGAUCAUACACACAACAACCACUGGCUGCUGAUAGUGUAGAUCCCAGUCCAAACCCGAACCAAAGCCCAGCCUCCUGGAGACGACAGCUACCCAGUAGCGAGUCACACUCCCAGGGGGGCUCUCAUGACCGGGCAUCCAAGGCAGCAGGGGCCUCCUCCAGAGGAGGGGAGCUGUGGUCCAGAGGUCAAGGGUCAGGGGCCAGAGCGGAGGGAAGGAAUGGAGCGGGGAGCCGAGCAUGGAGCCAUCGUCAGAGUGAUUAUCAUUAGACCACUUGGGUCUGAACAGGACUUCUACAGCAAAGAGGACAGCACUCCAUUAAGCUCUCAACGGCAAAAGCAGAGCCAAACACCAGUCUCCCAUCAACUAAUGGCUACACCCAUUACCAGCAUCUCCAACAGACAACAUCUGCAGCUUUUAUUACAAGCAGAGAAAAGAAAAAUAGCAGUUGCAAGCAUAUAGAACAACAAACCACAGAUCUUACACACUGAGCGUACACUGAGAUGUGGAUGGCUCUUCCAAUCCAGAACUUUCUCUGUUCCAAAAAAAAAGGCAUAAAUGGAAAGAGAGUGCCCUUUACAGCGUUGUGGAGGUCGCCUAACCAGCCCCUGUAUCCUCUUCUGCUCCUUGUGCUGGAUGUAUUAUAGUGUAAUCCCGAAAUUUGACAAGGGAGAGGCUGGCAUGCUGGGGACGGCUGGAGAUUUUCCUGCGUGCCAGAGCGGGUUUAAAGAGAGUUAGAGGAAGAAGGACUAAAACAUGGAGAAUGCCUUUCUCAGAGGACCAUUACAGCUCGAUAUGUGGCUUUUGAAUCAUAAUUUCGACCUUUUUUGAUUGCUGAAAACCCAACCUGCAGUUAACACCAGUGCAAUGUUAAAGAUCCAUCUUCAUCUUACAGGGCUGGAUCUUCAUGCAGAAUACUUCACAAACUAAAGGAUUUUUUUCCUUAAAUGUGACCAAAAACAGGAAGCGAUUUACCCUCUUUGCAGACCUGUAUCAUAAUACUCCCUUUUUCUUACUGAGGUAAUGUUUGCUUUGAGAAUUCAGUCAGACCAUCUACUUUUCUUUAUGAUUUUCUCACAACAUAAAUACACAAACCAUACAAACAACUGCACAAACAACAAGCAAACACAUGCACAUUUCUAACUUUGGGUUUAUUUUUAACUGGUCACCACUUUCUGGCAUGCAGUGACCUCAAACUGGAAUUAAUUUUGGGUCUUAGAUGUUGAGUGAACAUUUGCAUGUUUCUAAGUAAUAAAUGAAGAGCACUUGAAAGAUUGUGACUCAGCAUGCACUCUGCUCAAAGGAUUGCUGGUUGGCUGCAUUUUAGGAGUGCGCAAACACACACACACACACACACACACUCACACAUUAUUUCUGACAGCCCGGGCCCUUAUUUUUACUUUUUGCCAUUUUUUUUUUUGAGUCUUUGUAAUUCGUUUCCUGUUCUUCAUCAUCCUUUCCCUUUCUGCUCAACCAUGUCAAGACAAAAAGAUCGUAAAAUGCAAUGCACAAGUAGAAAAAAAAAGAAUGAUUGGGGUAAUGGGGGGGGCAUUGUUUAUAACCUCAAAUCAUGCUACAGUUUCCAUGGUGCUUUGUUUUACAGCUGUUGCAACUGUCCUCAUUCAUGUAUUUUGUGAGAGCCAUAGCAAAAUGGAGUUUCUGUUUAAUAUGAACAUUGGACUUCGGAUUACCAGCAAACCUGGCCUGGCAGGACGGACAUUUUUUCACUGCUGCUGUAAAUACUGUGUACACGCCAGCCAGUCAUAGCAAAGACACAAGGGGGUUGGACAACAAGGAACUGUCAGUCCAGCUUGUAUGUGACUGGGUUCGCCGUGCGAAUCGUCCCAGCUUUCUCUGUUUCUUAUUUCUAUAGAGGUGUAUUAUUUUGUUACAUCAUAAAUAUCAACUUGUGGUUGGUAUGUUGGAGCAAACUCUCAUUGGUGGGGGUCAUAGCAGCAAUGGGGGUGCCAUAGAAACUGAUAAAGUAGUGGCCAGUAAGAAAUAAAUAGUUUUCAUUGAGGUAAAUGGUGCAUAUCUAUGACAGAAACCUCACUGACAUUGUUAAACUUUUCCGCAAAGUUUAAGUCUUUCAGCAGGCUCCUGCUGGAUUUCAGGUUUAACACACAAGAGUAACUGCAGUAUGACACAUGAUGUAAACUUUGAUCCCAGAAUAAAAUGUAUGAACGUUGCUAAGGAAUGCAGCUGAAUGACCAAUUGCUUGAUGGCUUGAUGCACCAAUCCAACACGACAGCGUUGUUUGUCUCCUGAAUCUCCAAAAUGACAGACAAAGUAACAUAACCAUAACUGUGACAACUCUGAACACAAGGGAUCUGCUGAAGAAGCCUGCUUUCCAUCUGGUUGUUCUGGUGUUGUGUUUUUAAGUGCUGUUGAGUCAGACCCUUCCGGGGGAUGAACUGUUUCAGUCUUAGUACAUUUCUCAGUUCUCCUGUGUUCUACCAGCCGCCAUCUAGCUGUAAUAUUUAUUAGUCUCUAUAUAUGUACAGGUUCUUUUAUUGUGAAGAGGUCUGCCUGGUGGUAGGAGCCCAGUCUGUCGCCGCUUUGUCACUUUACUGUUUAUGCAAGCAGGAGAUUAUAUGCAAUCAAACUGUUCCCCCAUGCGAUGUCUGUAACUAUAAUGUAUGAUCACCAUGCUGAUCAUACAGAUCACAGGUGGUGUAGUGAUAAGUCCAAACUUAAAUGUUUGUUUACCUUCAGAAUGCACAUUUUCAUUGAUAUUCAUUUUCACUACUUUUACCCUUUGCUAGAAAUGUCAACAGUAUGUUCAUCUGUGCCUUUAGAUGCAGUAAGAAAGGUAUUUUGUCCCAACAAGUUUAGACUUGCGCCAUAUUCUUCCACUCACUGAGCAGAUAAAUGACAUGUAGUACUGAUUGUAAGAUUACUUUUUUUUUUUUUUAACGUUCGCAGUGAUUGUUAUAUAUGGAACAUUGUAAAAGUAUUUUGGUUCAAGCGGAAAAAGACGUUCUCCGUGGGGAACUCUUCCCUGAGGGACGUCAAAACAAGGUUCCCAGAAAAAGCUGUUGUUUUUUUUUCUAACCCAACUUUAAAGUACCCUUUUAAAGAAUAAAGACUGCACCACCCAAAAAGCUAUGUACUCUAGAUUUGUCUGUCGCAGGAUGCAGCUCAGCUUCAGAGAGGAUUGCCAUGUGGCCUCUUUAUGGCCACUGCUGGCUUCACGGUAGUGCAAAAACAGACCAGACACACUGUUCAGAGCUCUUCGUGCUCAUGCCGAGACUUGAUGAUCAUAUAGUCCUUCUGUGCUUUCUGUUUUGUUUUGUUUUUUUCAACUACCACUCUUACCAAGAGGAAAUGCCAUCUCUUCCCCAGUCUCUCAUCAAUUUUCCUCUUAGUAUUUCAGAGAAGCCUAAUGUCCGUUUCCUCUCAUCCUCGUUCUUCCUCUGGUUCUCUGCAUGUUCCUUGGAUUCCCCUUUCCUAAAGGGAAAGCCAUGGACCUAAACGGUAUUGAUAUGUGUCAUUGGUUCAGAGAGUUGUUUUAUUGAAGGCCAGCAGCCUGUCACCAGAGAGUGAUGGGCAGCUCCCUGGGUAGCUGAAAGGUCAGAGGUCAGGCCUGCAUCUAUUCCUGUCUCUUCGUGUUGGCUCAGGGCUUCUAAAUGCAGGAGAGAGAAAGACGGACAGCUUGGCAGUGAUGUCCACUCUAGGGAUAAUUAAAACAGACGAGGGUAUCAAAUGUCCAGUUCUGCCAGCACUCAUGCUGCCAGAGACGCACGUGGUCGUCCAUCGGUGUGUGUGUGUGUGUGUGUGUGUGUGUGAGGGAGUAUCGUUAUUAAUAUGUCAGUGAGGGCUUUUGUUCAAAGCUCGACAUGUGAACUGGUGUGUUGUAAGCUCCUGCAGAUCCCUGAGUAAGAAGGUGCUGAAUGACACGUGCACGUGUGUUUGUCAGAGUUGGCAUGCAGAGCCGGGGAUUAUUUUUUAUUUAUCUUUGAGGCUGACAUCACUGUGGGUCAGGAUUACUGUAUAUAGCAAUUUGGUGAUGCAAGUGCUAACACCAAUGCCCGCCUCAACCCCCAUCCUGCCUUACUGCUUCCAUAAAUUUUCUUGUCACUUCUUUCCCUCCACCUAAUAAAUGAUACUCUACCAUGCAGACAAUCUAACAGUUUCACCCGUCCUUACUACAAAUAAACAAAACAACUACUACUAAACAACUAAACCUCUAUCAUUUGAGUGUCUCUUUCGCUUUCUGUUAUUCUUUCUGGCCUUGCACACUUAAACUUUUUUCCUCGCCCCCUCACCCUGAAGAUAGUACUCGAGUUGGGGGUCCCAGGAAGAGCCCAGCUGUCGGAGCCUGUAGGUUUUAUGACAUGUUGGAAGGUUUUCCUCCUGGAGACCGGCUUCAAAGAAAGCAGGGCUUUUAAAAGGGCAAAGUUGAAACUCCAUCCUCCGCUACGCACGCUGCCUGUCUUCCUUACAAGGCCCUAAAGUACACUAACACCACCUCCAACUCGACUGUACAUCACUCCAUCCAUUGAAACCUAGCUGGACUCUUCAGAAUAAAGACCAGUUGUGACUUUUGGGCAUCAUGCCCCUACUCACAUGUUCCAGAUCUUAUUCGUUGCUUCCAGUGGUGAAAGCCUGCAAAGUGUUGACAUGGUGGAAUGUACUGACUGGUCAUCUGGGACUCUAGUGAAGACUUUACAGGUUUCAAGGCUUCAAUGGCUUUUGUGGCGCUAUAAAGAAACAGCUGGUUGCUGUUUCAUAGUUUUGUCGGUUCCUCUGAUCCGUGAACGAUGGCAGCUUUGCAAACCAUUUGUUGAAUCAGAGAAUCCGUAUGAUAUCUUCUUGAUAGUGCACAAUAUUUCGGCCGGGCUGUGGAUGAUAUGAUUGAAAAUUUCUACAAGGAGAAGAGGUGGUUAAGCAGUGGAGAGAAAAGAGGCCGCUUCUGCUUUCCUGCUUAAGUACCAGCCAAAGACCUAACAGAAAUCCUCUAAAGCUCUGUUGGUGUAUGUAUAAACAUCCGUUAUUUACAAGUCAUUGUUUUUUCCCUUUUGUAAAGUAGACUAGAAUGUACUUAGUGGAGAUUGGAGUUGCUCAGCAGAAAUGGCUCUCAGGCAGCAAGCAGGCCCUUUCCCUCAAAGGCCUCCAUUGUGAGGCCAGGGUCAUGGUGUCAUUGGGUGGCGUAGGCUUUAAUCUGCACUUAACCAGCACUUAACUUUAAGACCUCAAACGACUAAUGCCCCCUUUAGUCCCCUUUGUCAGAAAGUUUCCUUUUUUCUGUCCCAGAAUUGUACUUUAAGUCUGUUUUACCACAGUCAGGUAUGUGUUUUUGCACCAGCCAAAUUAGAGUAUUUAAGAAUCGUCUCAUCAGUUUAAAAAUAAGGAAAUUGGCUUGCACUCAGUGAGUGAAUCGUGUCUGAACAUAUUUCUUGAGGUAUGGCACCCUGUUAUGCCUGCAUCUCAGCCUUCUAACAUAGUGCCAAAAUCAUUCCACAGUAUUUCCAGUUUACAGAGAGAGACAGAGCCAGUGUUUCCCCAAGAUGGAUACCCUGUCUCUAAAAUACUGAAAUAAAGGGGAAAUAUUCAAUUUGAGGGCUUUCUUUUUUUUUUUUUUUUUCUGCUUAUGUAUGUUUUUAUUUCUUUGUUAAACAAAAGAUGUCUUAUUUUGGAAGCUAUAUCGGAUAGAUUUUAUUUAAGGAAAAUCUUGUACUUUUGUAAAGUGGGCCUUAUUAUUGAAAUAUAUUAAGUAUUUGUCCAUCUUGAUUUUAAGAAUGAUAUUUUUUGCAAGGUAAUGUAUCUUCCUCAAUGUUAUUACACUCCUGGAGAGUACUUCUUCCUGUAUUUUGUGUUUGUUAUUUUAAUGCGAGACAUUUCUCAUGACCUGGAGACAUGAUGACACACCAUGGAUGAGAGAGAGAGACUGCUUAAAAGAGAGAGAGAGAGAGAGAGAGAGAGAAGCCAGGGUUGUGUCAUAGUCAUUGAAGAAAGAGAGCUAUGUGCAUUUUAUCAGAGCUGAGCAGGUCUGCAGUGCUGAGUGGUUCACCAUGUGUCUUCCCGAAUUUUUUUUAUCGGGUCCCAUUCAGCGCUCCGGCCUCUUUGCUGCUAUGUUCUCCCUCGCUCAUAAAUUCAGGGUUUGUACAUCUUCUGUGCUGUAUGUUUGUAAGUGCUGCCAAAGAAAGAAGCAUGCAGGCCCCAGACACACGUGUAUAUAUAAACACACACAAAUAAUCUAAUAGGAGUAAUCGAAUAGGAAAAGACAGGUAUAACUGGAUCUCAUCUCUCUUACACACAUACAUGCACAGACACAAUUUGAGGCCUGUACAAUCCACUGUUUCUGAUGAUCUGUGUUUAUAAAUUUAUGUGCAGAAGACUGACAGACAGAGGUGUCAAACACAAAAAUGUAUGCAAUGAAAUCGGAUCAAAAGGAUUUUAUGAUUUAUUAUUGCUUCUCGGUGUGUCAGUAAUGCCAGGUGGACUUUGUCGGGAGGCUGUUCUUUUUUCUGUUUUAGACUUAAUACAUUGUGCAUGUUUUAACCUUACUGUGGCUGGCGCACUCUGCAUGUAGGUCUCUUGAAGCUGCCAACUGUACAGCAGACCAUAUGUAUUCCAAUAAAAAUAAAAACCAACCUGUUUGUAACACGUCUCC
Molecule: messenger RNA, 10504 nt
Organism: Xiphias gladius (swordfish)
Lineage: Eukaryota; Metazoa; Chordata; Actinopteri; Istiophoriformes; Xiphiidae
Gene: luzp1
Product: leucine zipper protein 1
Exons: 8
Coding region: 732-4157 (1141 amino acids)
Source: RefSeq, a predicted model, not a curated record